Messenger RNA from Loxodonta africana (African savanna elephant), 8192 nucleotides. RefSeq names its product UV radiation resistance associated (gene UVRAG). The transcript has 16 exons. The coding region runs from base 3237 to 5288 and encodes 683 amino acids. Gene Ontology annotation, molecular function: SNARE binding. Lineage: Eukaryota; Metazoa; Chordata; Mammalia; Proboscidea; Elephantidae. Gene Ontology annotation, biological process: SNARE complex assembly. Gene Ontology annotation, cellular component: lytic vacuole; endosome. The record is from RefSeq and is a predicted model, not a curated record.
AUGUUAGCCUACGUUAAAAGUUAAUUUUAAGUCCAGAAGUAAGAAGAAACUGAGUCAGCCAUGUAUUUAUUCAGCAGAUAUUUAUAAAGUACCUUCUUCUCUGACCUGUUAGGCACAGGAAUUGAAACUAUAGUCUUGUUUCUGCUAACCUACUUACGCCUUUCAGAGGAUAUGAAUUACUUCCUUACACAAUUCCAGUCAUGCUUUUCAUGAGAGCUAAUCUAAGAAAACUAAACUUUUUUUCAUACCCAGUGCCGUCGAUACAAAAUGAAAAUAGCCUUAUUUAGAAUUAUGAAAAAACCAUGUUCUUCAACCUUCUCUAUCUUAAUGACUAGAAGAAUGUCGUAGAGAAAGUUGGCACAGCUUUUAUGCAGUAAAAUGGUAAUAUCUAGGUGUUUAUAAGAGGCACCAACAUGAACGAAGCUUUCUAAUUUUCUGAAAAUAGAUCACAAAGCAAGGCAGCCUGUAGACUAUGGGGCGCUCAUUACAGGUGUAGGGUAUUUUACUGGCCUGUGCUUAUUACAGGAUAGAGUUGCUCAGGCGUGGUUUCAUGAUUUGACUUAAUGGGCUUUAUUCUACGUGGAAGUGUUUAAUGUUAACAUCAGAAUAAAGAGCAGCUGUCUAGGUGUUCUGGAGUGAGUGGUUGACCGUUGAUAAUUCGUGCAUUUUUAUCAAAAGACAUAAGUCUGAUUAUUAGGCGAGAAACACUGUAGAACUGUAGAAUUUCUUAAUUGCAGAUUAGCUGCAUUUUUUUUUUAUAUUAUACUUAUUCCAACUCAACUAUUUUAAUACUAUAAGGACCAGUGUAACUGACUUUCUCAACUAUGACCUAUUUUGUUUGGUUUCAUAAAGUUCAUUUCAGUAACUCCUCAUUUGUUCAACAUUCCACAAAUAUGAGUGCUUGUGAAUGCCAGGGAUUGUCUCGGUACUGGAGACAAAACAGCAAUUAAGGUACAGCCCCUGACCUCAUGGACUUUACUUUCUAGUGGGUGAGAUAGACCAGGGGUUAGCAAACUUUUUCCAUAAAGGGUCAAAACCAAACCCAUUGCUGUUGAGUCGAUUCAGACUCGUUGCAACCCUGUAGGACAGAGUAGAACUGCCCCACAGGGUUUCCAAGCUGUCAGUCUUUACAGAAGCAGGCUGCCACAUCUUUCUCCCUCAGAGCGCUGAUGGAUUCCAGCCACUGACUUUUGGUUAGCAGUUGAGCGCUUUAACGACUGUGCCAUGAGUGCUCCUCUGUAAAGGGCCGGAUGGUAAAUGUUUCCGGUUCUGUAGGCCCUAUGGUCUGUCGCCACGACUCAGCUCUGCCAUUGCUGUGCAAAAGCAGCCCUAGACGAUAUGUAAAUGAUGAGUGUGGCAGUAUUCCAAUAAUAUUUUAUUUAUGGACACUGAAAUUUGAAUUUCAUACAAUUUUCACGUGCUGUGAAAUAUUAUUUUUCUUUUUUAUCAACCAUUUAAACAUGCAAAACCAUUUUUUGCUUGCAGGCUGUAUGAAAAUAGGCAGUGGGGCUAUCUUUGGCCCACAGGCUGUAGUUUGGUGACCUCUAGUAGACUGUAAACAAGAAACAAAUAAUAUAAAUCAAGUAGUGAUGAGUGCUGUGAAAAAAAAAGUUCAGUUAUAUAGAUCAGAUGUUGUUCCAAGAAAUUCUGAUUUCUGAGGCUGGUUAAUAGGUAUUAUUUGGCUGCAGAGACCUCUUGAAAAAGUUGGGAAAACCCCAGGUUAGAUAAAAUGAAACAAAUUUUCUGUAUUUCUGCAGGCCAGCCCAGCCUUUUACAUGCAUUGCUGGGGUGGGGAUAAGGAUUGGGAUUAGGACUGGGUGUUAAUAUGAAGUAAUUUCCCACAUAUAUUAGUCUAGAAUUCUUUUUUCCAUGGAGCACCUCAUAGGAGUAGCUUUUCAUAGGUCCCUCUUUGGGAAGCAGGAAGCAGCCAUAACCAACCAACCAUAAAGCAAGCAAAAAGGCUUGUGUGCUUUGAAAAUGCCAGGAAAUCCUGUAAAAUAUAUGUACUUAACUCACAAGAUGUCUCCCAGGCUUUUACUCAGAGCCUUCUUAUUCCUUAAUUUUGGAAAUUAUUCCAACAAAUUUAGUUAUCAGGUUUUUCAAGUCCCAGCAGAUGAGAAGCAAAUAACUAGAAGGAGACAGGAAAGGGGUCUACAGGCAGACAUGCUGACACUUCUGAUAACUAAGUAGUAAGAGGCAGAAGCAUUUUCAAAAGCAGCUAGAGUUUCUUACAGAGGGGCAACUAAGCUUUUUUAACUCAGUAGUUCCUGAGGGCAUCAUCAUGUGAUAUAGUGCAGCUACUCGUUAUUGUUCGCCAUUAUUACUUUGAAAUGUCAAGAAAAGGUUAAAUUAUCACUAUCCUGUUUGAUGAGGUAGCAAAAUAUAUGGCACAUUUUAGAAAAGUUAUGUCAAAAAUAAAGAUAAAAUGAUACUUAGAAAUACACUUAAGAUCCCUUAAAAAACUGAAAAUUUAAUGAGUUGGUAUUAAACUCCUGCUGUGUCCCAGAUACUGCACUACACACACUCUGGUGUACUUCUUGCUUCAACUUCUAUUAUUGUUGGAAUACCAAAAUAUCUUUGAGUACAGUUUUACAGUUUCUUAAAAGCAAAUAGUUAUUUCUUGAAUAUGGUGUGGUAGAAAGAUUUGUUGUCAGGUUGGUUCUGGUAGCUAGGGUAACUUUGGGAAGAUCACUUUUUGAUUUUCUUCAGGUUCUUGUACUGCGAGAAGAUUGUGUCUCUGUGUACAUUUUAACCUCUUUGUGCCUGCCUUUCCUCAGCUGUCAGAUGCCUUACUUUUGUCCCCAAUUUUUUCAUUCUACAAAUACUGUGCUCCAGCCUAUUAUAUAGUCUUAUUCAUUCAACAAUUUAUUUUUCUCUACCACGUAUACCACAGGAUAUGGAUUCUAGAGCCUGACUGCUUAGCUUCAAACCCUGGCCCCCACCAUUUCUUAGCUGCGCUAUCAGGAAGUAACUUAACCUCCCUAUGCCUAAGGGAAACUCAGGUAAAAUAGCUAUAAUAAUGGUAGCGACCUUGUAGGGUUGUUGAGAGGAGUAGAUGAGUCAUAAAUUGCUUACGAAGGUGCUUGGCACGUAGUAAAUGCUCAAGAAAUGUUAGCUGUUGGUUCUGUUACUACUACUACUACUGCCACUGUUCCUACUGUUGUUACUAUCUUCCAGACACUGAAGAUACAGGAUAAAUAAGGCACAAUCCUUGCCCUGGAGGAAUUCACAAUCUAAUGGUUAGGGCAAAUAUAUCAGCAAACCAUUUUAGUGUUAAGCGGCGUCUUCGACAUCUUCGAAACAUUGCUGCCCGGAACAUUGUUAAUAGAGAUGGCCAUCAGCUCCUUGAUACCUACUUCACACUUCACUUGUGUAAUACAGAAAAGACCUAUAAAGAAUUUUAUAGAAGUGAAGUGAUUAAGAAUUCCUUGAAUCCAACGUGGCGGAGUCUGGAUUUUGGAAUAAUGCCAGAUCGUCUUGAUACGUCUGUGUCUUGUUUCGUGGUGAGGAUAUGGGGUGGAAAGGAGGACGUCUACCACCUGUUGAUUGAAUGGAAAGUCUGUUUGGAUGGACUGAAAUACUUGGGUCAGCAGAUUCAUGCCCGCAACCAAAAUGAAAUAAUUUUUGGGCUGAAUGAUGGCUACUAUGGUGCUCCAUUCGAACAUAAGGGAUUGGACCCUCCUGAUGACGUGUCCAAAGGUUAUUCACAUGUUCAGAAGAAUAUUCUUCAGGUGGAUCACAACUGUGUUCGCAAUUCUUAUGAUGUCUUCUCUUUGCUACGGCUUCAUAGAGCCCAAUGUGCAAUUAAACAGACUCAGGUAACUGUUCAGAAAAUUGGGAAGGAAAUUGAAGAAAAGCUAAGGCUCACAUCUACAAGCAAUGAGCUGAAAAAAGAAAGUGAAUGCCUGCAAUUAAAAAUUUUGGUGCUUCGAAAUGAACUGGAAAGGCAGAAGAAAGCUUUGGGACAGGAGGUGGCAUUACUGCAUAAGCAGCAAGAUGCAUUACAGGACAAAGGAAGCACAUUUUCAACUGAACACCUCAAGCUUCAGCUCCAAAAGGAAUCCCUAAAUGAGUUGAGGAAAGAGUGCACUGCACAAAGAGAACUUUUUUUGAAGACUAAUGCUCAGAUGACAAUUCGAUGCAAGCAAUUACUAUCUGAGCUUUCCUACAUUUACCCUAUUGAUUUGAAUGAACAUAAGGAUUACUUUAUAUGUGGCGUCAAAUUGCCCAAUUCUGAGGACUUCCAAGCAAAAGAUGAUGGAAGCAUUGCUGUUGCCCUUGGUUACACUGCACAUUUGGUCUCCAUGAUUUCCUUUUUCCUACAAGUGCCCCUCAGAUAUCCUAUAGUUCAUAAGGGAUCUAGAUCAACAAUCAAAGAUAAUAUUAAUGACAAGCUGACUGAAAAGGAGAGAGAGUUUCCACUAUAUCCAAAAGGAGGAGAGAAGCUGCAGUUUGAUUACGGUGUCUAUCUUCUGAACAAAAAUAUAGCACAGCUAAGAUAUCAACAUGGACUGGGAACUCCAGACUUGAGACAAACCCUUCCUAACCUGAAAAACUUCAUGGAGCAUGGACUAAUGGUCAGGUGUGACAGACAUCACACCUCCAGUGCAAUCCCUGUUCCAAAGAGACAAAGCUCCAUAUUUGGGGGUGCAGAUCUAGGCUUCUCUGGGGGGAUUCCUUCACCAGACAAAGGACACCGAAAACGGGCCAACUCAGAGAAUGAAAGACUCCAGUACAAAACGCCUCCUCCCAGUUACAACUCAGCAUUAGCCCAGCCUGUGACCACCAUCCCUUCCAUGGAAGAGUCCAAGAGAAAGACAACCUCUCUGUCCUCCUCCUUGGAUACUUCCUUAGACUUCUCCAAAGAAAACAAAAAAGGAGUAGAUUUGGAUAACAGCUUAAAUAGAGGCCAUGUAAGUAUGAAUACUAGCCAGGACCCAGGAGAGGAAGCCCCCUCUGGGCAUCCUGCCACGGUAAAUGGCACUCUUCUACCCAGUGAGCAGGCUGGCACCACAAACGUCCAGCUCCCAGGCGAGUUCCACCCAGUUUCAGAAGCUCAACUCUGCUGUACUGUGGAGCAAGCAGAAGAAAUCAUGGGGCUGGAGGCCACAGGUUUCACCUCAGGCAAUCAACUGGAAGCAUUCAACUGCAUCCCAGUGGACAGUGCCGUGGCAGUGGAGUGUGACGAACAAGUUCUGGGAGAAUUUGAAGAGUUCUCCCGAAGGAUCUAUGCACUGAAUGAAAAUGUAUCCACCUUCCGCCGGCCACGGAGGAGUUCUGAUAAGUGAGCAGACAGAGGUACUCAAUAGGACCAGGACAGAGUCGCUGCUUAAAAUGAGAAUAAAGCUGCACUUACCCUUUGUAAUAAUUAUGGAACAAAAUGAAUAUUAAUGGAGGAUAUUCCUCGAAAAAACAAAUUUUGGGAAUUGAGGAAAGACUCAGGAUCAUUGUGUAUCAGUGGGCCAGACAAAGUUAGAUUUUGCUUUCAAUAUUUGCUUUUCAGGCUUGACAGUUGUUUUAAGGCAGAAGUCACUCUCUAGUUUGAAGAGCUUGUAGCUCAUCACCUUCUCGUACUUGUCUGCUGUUUAUUUACACUUCUAUGUUAUCCUCAGAGGGAAGAUGAUAAUAUAUAUAAAUAAUAUAAUGAACUCACCUUUAGUUUCUCGUAAGCAUUUGCCCCAAACAGAGUUUAUGAAACUGGAACAUUGAAUAUUCAGAAAUAGGUCUCCACCAUUUCCUCAAGGGUCUGUGGCCAUCCAUCAGGUUGAUGAGUAAGCACAGUGGCCCUCCUGAUACCCAGUCCUGUCUUCCACUGCCGUUUCCCCCCCCAGCACCACAGUCAAGCUGUAGACCCCACUAUUGCCAUCACCUUCACAAUGGGUGGGUUAUACAUCUUGAAAACAGGAUAUGAGAUUCACCAUUUGUUUUUGUUUUUUCUUUUUUCUUUUUUUGUAUCCCAGUAGCCAUGACCUUCUGCCACCUCUAAAUAGCCAUACCCUUGAUGUAGCCCUCAAAAAUUGGAUAAAAAACCUCAUCUCUGAUGGAUCCCAGGGAAUCUUCAGGACCCCAGGGUUACUGUAGUUAGAUAGCAUCCAAUUCACUUUGGGGCCUAAUGUUUUUAUGUGGGCAGACGCUGUGGCCAAAAACUCAGCAUGCUUUCUGACAGUGCAUUCACUAGACAAAAUCCCUAUUUGUAAAUCCCACAUUAAUUUAUUAAAUUUCAGUCUGAAGGAAGGCAUUGUAUGUGAUGAAAUAUAUGUAGAGAGUCAUGUCGUCCACUGUACAAACUGCAAGGCAGUUGAGAUAGUUGGAAUAAGAGACUAAAUGAGGCAUAGAAUACUAUUGGUAUGUGUGCAAUUGCGUAAAUAUUAAAUUAUGUUUUUGAAGUCUGCUUGUCAUUCCUGGAGCUCAGAUUUCAUUUGCUGUUGCUUUAUAUUUUAUGUACCCAAGGACAUAAAGGACAUCGCCUCAGGGUUGCAAGCUCUUUAAGGAAAAUUUAUCCAUAUAUCCAUGUAUUAUAUAGAAGAAUAAAAUUUGAGUUUACUUCACCCGACCUGAUUUUUUUCCAGCUUUGUACUUCCUCUUGAACCUGCAUCUCCACAUGCCGCAUCAUGUCAGGACUAGCCUGAACAACGGCCAUGGCUGUAUCUAAGCUAACGUUGUUAGCUUCAUCGGAGCUUACAUACUACGCAUAGCAACACAGACACCUCCACAGGCGUGCUCUCCAACAGCUGCACUUCUCCUAGCAAACAACUUAACGUACAAGUCUCAUCAUCAUUUUCAUAUUCUGCCCAAGCAUUCUUAGGCUCCACUUUAAUUUAUAGCUACAUUGUUGAAUGCAGUAGUUCAUAUUGUUAUUGUCUAUGCAAGGAGAACUCAGAAUUACUGCAUAGCAGAUAGACCCCACCCUCCGGCAACUGAAAGCUUUAACUUCAUCUGAUGAAGUCCAUCUCGUUCCAGAUAAAGAGCUGGUGUUACUCCACAUCUAGAGCGAAGCCAUCUGUAAGGUUAUGGCCUCUUUGCAGUGUACCAUCGUUCAUUUUCAAGUCAAAGAGGGUGAACACAGUCUUGGAUAGACAUCAGUCAGACUGGGCUGCAGGGGUCCUCCAGUGAAGCAACAUCUACAAAAUGGGGAAUUCUGAAGGACUGUGUUAGUAUCGAAAAGUGGAAGGUGAAUUGCAUGUGGUUUGUGAUUUCCCCAGGCACAAGAGUGGACUUUUAAACUUCGUGUGAAACUCAAAGACAGGGUUCAUUCAAUUGCAGGCCCUCCAGCCUGGCUCCCCACUGCCAAGCGGGAGGGACAUGUCCAGGGUCCUUGUGGUUACAGUGUUGAUCUCAGGUUCUGCACAACCAGAUGGAGCCUGGAGCUCUGGGCUUCCAUCCAUCAGUCUCCCCUUGGUGGACUCCCUGAUUUUGGGGUUCACAGCUUUUCACCUCCACAGCUUGGAGCUCUGCCAUUGGAUGUGAUCAGAUAGCCCUGAACUGAUUAAUAGUCACUUCCACGUUUGCUUGAUUCACACUGUGGCCAGCGAUGUGUGCCUCAAAACACUGCUUAGGUUUGGGUUUGUUUAGUUUGGGUUUUGGCUUUUCAUCCCAGUUUGUUUGAUUCCUGCAGUUUCUGCCACCAUCUAUCUAGAACCUACAGUAUUACGUGUCUCCAGGAAUAACCGUUCAUUUUCCAAAGCUGUGGCACUAGUUUUGCCUCUGCUUAAAGUGGAAAAUGUGGGAUGAGUUAUUAUCUCCCACUCAUCUUUUUAAUCUUGUAAGUCACCAAAAAAAGGUUAUUUUAUUUUAUUUUUUGCUUUGAAGAUAUAAAUUGAAAUGGGAGCCCACACUACUAUCCAUUCCUGAACUGCUAAGAGCCCUUUCAGUUUUCACGUAGCUGAGAUACUUACCAGCCGGCAGAUAUUAUCAAAUGAGUAUUUGAUUGUGUUUUCUCUUUCCAUUUCCCCUUACCCGCCUUAGAAAUUCCAGAGAUUUUUUUUUUUUCCCUCAGAAUAUUAGUUUUGGAAGAUUGUAUCCAGCUAUAUUUUUAUAGCAGUCCUGAUGGUGCCCAUUUAUCCUGACCUAACCGGUUAUUUAAAUAAUUUUUUAAACCACCACCAAUAAUAAAUGGCAUGUGAAACUGAUCUGUUGGUAAUUGGAAAAAAACUCAGCAUCUGUAUUUAUAAAAUAAAAUUGAUUAGUAUUUA